This is a messenger RNA of Pieris macdunnoughi, 1611 nucleotides long. Lineage: Eukaryota; Metazoa; Arthropoda; Insecta; Lepidoptera; Pieridae. The record is from the annotation of a GenBank genome assembly.
AUGGAGAUUUAUUUAACUACCAAUCAUGAAAUCAUCGAAGAAAAUGCUUACGAAAGAUGUGUUUGUUGCAAUCGAAUACAAAACAAUCUAACAAAUUUGUCUGUUUGUAACUUUGCUUACCUCAUUGAACGUUUAGUGGACGUUAAGUUAAAAACAAAGAUAUCUAAAGUAUGUGGUGUUUGCCAUUCAAUUUUAAAAAGGAUUUACAAAUUCACAAAACAGCUGGAAGCAAGCUUUGGACUAGAAAUUAUGCAGAACACAUCAAAUACAAAUUGGUGUAAUCUAGAAAAAUCUAAUGUAGUAACACUAGAUACACAACUUCCAGUUAAUCAACACAAUGAAUUGACAGAAGUCAAUAUUAAAGCUGAAGAUAUUCCCAAAAUAAAAAAUGAACUGUUAGACCAGAAUGAAUCAAGUCACAGUGAAGAGAACUAUGAAGAUUUACAAAUAGAACCUUCAGAACCUUUACAUGAUAAAAAGUUGCAAGACACAAGUAAAUGUCAUAAAACAGUAUUACCAGUUACUAAAAAGCCCCGUACACAACUAGAGGCUAAUUAUAAAGGCAAAAUUAAAAUUAUAACAAUUUCAGUAGAUGAAGUUAUGAAAGAGAGAAAAGAAGAACUGCUAAGUAAAAAAUAUUUGAGAUUGCCAUAUAAGUGUGAGGGCUGCAUAGUUUCAUUUCACUAUGAACACGGUCUUCAACAACAUCUAAAUAAGAGUCACUUUCCACACAAAAAUGGAAUUAAAUGCUCAUUAUGUAGUUGCAUAUUUCCAACACAAUUAUCAUAUGAUGGCCAUAGCAGGAGACACUUGAAAAGAUAUGAAUGCAUUCCUUGUGGAAAACGGUCAAUGGCUGUAUAUCCAUUGUUAAAACAUUAUAACGAAGUACAUGAUAUUAUUAAGGAGUCGUAUAAGUGUAAGAGAUGUAAUUUUGUUACGACAAAAUAUUCAGAACACCGUCGACAUAGACGAACUCACGGUCGUAAAGCAUUCUGUAACCUCUGUGAUAAAACAUUCGCGAAUAAUACGUCACUUGCCGUGCAUGUCAGCUCGGUACACAAUACAUCAAACGAAACAUUUCCAUGCGAUGAAUGCGAUAAGGUGUACAAUAAGCGAGCGAGUCUUUUAGCUCAUCAACGUUCUCACAAACCUGGGUUUUUUUACUGUGACGACUGUCAGAGGACGUUCAAGUCGAAGGCAAUCCUUUCUACCCAUUUAAAACGCCACUUGCGGCAUGCCAAGGAUGAUGCAUGGCGAUAUAAAUGUAACGAUUGCGAUGAAAAAUUCAUGGUGAAACGAAAUCUAGAAGACCAUAUUAACUUCAAGCAUUUGAAAAUAAUAAAAUAUGUUUGCGAUGUUUGCUCAAAGGUUUUCAAAACGCACCGUUGUCUUACAAGGCAUGUUAAGAGUGUUCAUGAAAAAAUUCGGCCACCAAAGAAUAAAAUAUGUGAUUAUUGUGGUCGGGGUUUCUCGUCCACAGCAGAGUUAAAAAAUCACAUCACAACACACACUGGAGAACGCCCCCACAAGUGCCCUUAUUGUUCAGCGACGUUUGGCCAAACAGCAUCUCUAUAUACUCAUAAAAAACUUGUACAUAAGAAAAAUCUGUGA